GUUUGUUGUUAGUUUAUAGAAAACGCUCUACCCAAGUGUGAUAUCAAAUUGUUGUUUAAACUUUCUUCCCGUUUUUUGGUUUAAAAUCUUCUAAAUCUUUUCGUCAUGGCGCAAGGAAAGAUGAAAGUUAAGUCUAAGGCACCAGUUAACAACAAAAAACCUGGAAAUAAGAAAGGCAGCGCGUUCAGCAAGCGAAAAAAUGCCCCGAUCCAGUCGAAGAAGCACAAGUUCAACGAAGCCCACAAGCUGAAGCAGGUUGUCAGUCGGGCGGUCAAUCAGAAAAACGAAGACGAAAUCCGCAAGCUGGUAUAUGAGGGCCAGAAAAAUCUGAGCCAGGCCCAGCAAGCGGUUAUGGAGCACCACAAGAAGCAACCUGCUGCUGGUGGCGAUAUUGAGGCAGGAAGUUCUACCUAAACGGCACUUUCUUAGAGAUUUUGUACAAUA
Molecule: messenger RNA, 444 nt
Organism: Uranotaenia lowii
Lineage: Eukaryota; Metazoa; Arthropoda; Insecta; Diptera; Culicidae
Exons: 2
Coding region: 106-414 (102 amino acids)
Source: RefSeq, a predicted model, not a curated record